AUGUCCGAGAUCACGACGACGAUCGGUACGCCCGCCGGGCUCGCACCCGGCGAGAAGAAACAGUCGAUCGCCGUGGCCGACAAGUCCGACAGCGCCGUCACUUGGAAGUCCAUGAGCAUCCGGCAGAAAUGGUCCUUCCUGACCAGCAACAUCACCGUCGAGCCGAUGGUCGCGUGCUACGUGAUACCCAGCGUGCUCUCCCAGCUGGCCACGCAGAAUCUCAUCCUCGAGAAGGCGUGCCGGGUGAACCUGGCUUACUCGGACGAGGUGUGCUCAGCUCUGUCCGCCAGGAACACGACCGGCUACGAGGCCGAGGAGACCGCGGUACAGCAGAUGGUGGCGCGUAUGCAGACCUGGAAGACGCCGCUGCAGAGCGCCCUGCCGACCAUGCUGAUCCUGUUCAUGGGCGCGUGGAGCGAUCGCACCGGCCUGAGGAAGCCCUGCAUGCUGCUGCCGAUCAUCGGCGAGUUCUUCAGCAGUGUCACCCUCAUCGCCUGCACCUACUGGUUCAACGAGCUGCCCAUGGAGGUGGUCGUGCUCGAGUCGCUGUGGCCCGCGCUGACCGGCGGCUGGUUCACCAUGUUCAUGGGUAUCUUCAGCUACAUAGCGGACAUCACGACAGUGGAAUCGAGAACUCUUAGGAUCGGCGCGGCCAACGUCUUCGUAUCUUUGGGCGUGCCGAUCGGCAUGGCCCUAUCAGGGAUAUUGUACUCGAAGCUGGGUUUCUAUGGUGUUUUCAGCAUCGCGAUGGUGUGUUACAUACUAAGCUUUGUGUACGGCCUAGUGGUUAUCAAGGAGCCGCCGAGGGUGAUCAUAGAACGCUCGCGGAAAAAGUCUCUACCGAGUGAGGGUAAGCGGACCUCGUUGUGCGCCUUUGUGCUGGACUUUUUCUCGUUGAAACAUAUAGAGGAGACGUUUCGCGUGGCGUUCAAGAAAGGGGCGCACAAUCGCCAGAAGAGGGUCAUCGUGCUCAUGGUCAUUAUUAUGGUCGUCAUCGGACCUCUUUACGGCGAAAUGGCGGUUCUCUAUCUUUACAUGCGGUACCGAUACAACUGGAACGAAGUGACGUUCAGCAUGUUCUCCACGUUUGGCAUGGUAACUAAUCUGAUCGGUACCGCGAUCUCCGUCGGUAUCUUCAGUCACAUUCUCAAGAUAGACGACGCGAUCGUGGGUAUCAUGAGCUGCACGAGUAAAAUUUUAGCAAGUUUCGUUUACGCGUUCGCCACGUCCGCCUGGAUGGUCUACGUAGCCGCUAUCGUGGAAAUCGUGAACGGCACGUCUUUCAUCGCCAUGCGAUCGAUAGCCUCCAAGCUCGUGCCCACGGACGAGCUCGGUAAGGUGAAUUCGCUGUUCGGCGUAUGCGAGUCCCUGAUGCCGCUCGUUUACGGGCCAAUGUACAGCGCCAUUUACGCGGCGACCAUAAAUACGUUUCCGGGGACGUUCUUCAUCGCCGGAGGCUGCAUGACAAUGCCCGCGGUGUUUGCAUUCUUUUGGCUGUACACGGAGCAUCGAAAGGAUCGCAUGCUGAAGGAGCAGAAGGAACCCGAAGCCAUGAUGAAUCAUAAGGGCGAGGACGCGACAGAUUACAAUUUGAAGGCAUCGAACCCUCGGACCAUCGUGGACCCGCAGAAGAACCCACAGAAGGCCGAGAUGAUGAAUGGCAUAGACAACGCGGCCUUCGAAUCCGAGCAGUUGUGAUCUCACGAUUUACGUGAUCAUUUUUUUUUAAUACGAAGACGUACGAUACAUCAAUAAUACCUCAUCAAAAAGACAAGGACUGAAGGGAUACCUUAAGGCCACUACUGCGAUAAUUAAUGUUGGUCACGUUGUUGAUGAAGGUGCUAGCGAAUUGGCUUCACGAGGAGAAAUGAUACCACUUUAUUAGCAAUCAAACGGUAUAUAUAUAAAUUCAAGGUGUACGAAGAGAUUCCGACGAUUCGUUGCACCUUUCGUUACACCUUCGGGAAGGUUGAACUUGAGAAACUCUCAAUAGUGAAGAUAACAGUACUAAUUUAGUGACAAUAAAAGGAACAAAAUAAUUUUUUAGAGUUAAAGGAGAAAUGCUUCUCCAAACUGAUGUCUAAUGGAAUUCUCGUUCUGGAGUUUUCAGUGCCCCGUGAGAGAACGAAUUAGGCAAUUCUGAAUUACGGCAUUUCUUAAAUCCUACGCAACUGCUAACUGUUAUCACCUUCAUACUGCAUCAAGGUGUAAAUAAAGCACUUUAUUGGGACUUCCUCUUUGCCAUCCAUGACUUCACUUACUGCUGCUUGUAGAUCUUGUUUCAAGUAUUCUCAAGAGAUGUAGAGAUACUCCGAAUGAAGGAUAACUACCAGCUUAUUUCUAAUUUAACGUUUUUAGCGGGAAAUAGUGACUAACGAGAGUUAAAAGAGAUACGUUUUUUUUUUUUUAAGAUUUGACGACGUGCAAUUAAUGCAAUUCACUUAUUUUUAGAAAGAACAUAAUUCCGAGCAUCCUUGGUUUUUUUUAUUAACCACGAAAAAAAAACACUCUUUGAUCUGCUACAUAAAUACGUACGAAGGUCCCACUUUAAUAUCUUUCAGAGUAAAGUUCUUUCUAAGAUGACUCAUUUAGUUAUAUGUAAUAUAUACUAUACAUAUGUAAUAUAUAUAUAUAUAUAUAUAAUUUGUUGUCAUUUCUUGCAAAUCUCUCGCCGUCUUUAAUUUAGUAAUUCGUUUAAAAGGUUCAUUCAAUCAUUUACGUUCAAAAAGAGCAUCGCAUUUCGACAAAGUCGUCAUUAACGAUACAUCAAUUUUUAUUUAACAAUCUAUAUAUACUUUACUCCAGGUACACUAGUACAAACUGUACUUAAACAGAUUAUGAUGACAGCAUGAAAGAUGUAAGCGCAUCACAGAUAUUCAUCUUCGCAAUAUUGGCUACUCAGUUUCUAUUCUCUCUCUCUCUCUUUCUCUUUUUCUUGCUGCAAUAUCCUCGUAUCCUAUUUCCUUCUUAGUGCAAAUUUUGUACAGGCACGCUGAUUGCGUGAUAUUUAAUAUUGUGAUUAAGGAAUUUUGUCGAAAAAAGCUUCGUUAGGAUAUAUAAAUAAUCGUUUUUUUAUCAAUUCCUAAAUAGAAUUUCAUAUAAACUUUGAAAUGUAAUCCAUAUGUAUACGUCAAUCUAAAUCCAAAAUUUGUAAAACAAUGUAUUUAUGUAUUUGUUACCAAUUAGAGUAAUAUACUUUUUAACAAUACAAUAUUUAUUACUUUUUUCCUUAGAACAGUUACGACCCGUUAAGUUUGUACACAAAUUCAUAAUUUCGUUUAUGAUAAAUUCAGCAUAUGUGCUAAUUAAGUGCGAUAAUUUAAUUACAUAUACAAUAUAAAUGUAAAAAUCGGUUGCGUACGUUAAUUUCAUGGAUCUGAUUAAAUAAUAAAUUAAUCACAUUAAAAAAUAAGACAAAUAAAACCAAUUGUUCUCCGUGUCGUUCUACGUUCCACCUGCAUACCGACACAACAUUAUGUAUUUAUAAUAAUCUUUAAUCUUAAGUCCAUUUUAAAUCCUUCAAUAUAAUAUACAUCAGAAUUCAGAAUAAUAUUCUGUUUAUAAUUUUUAUGUGCUGUGUAAUGCAAAAGAGUUCGUUAUUGUUUUACAUUCGACGUAUGUCAAUAAAGUUGAAAAAUAUAAGCAGCAAGUUUUCUAUGUAAUUAUUAAAAAAGUAACUUUAAAUUUGUUUUAAAUUAUUAUAUUUAAUGCUUAUAUAUAUGUAUAUAUAUAUGCGUUGCUGCACAAAGGUCUAACGGAAUUAGUAACUGACUUAUUCCAUUUUAAUUUUUUCAAUGUAAUGACAAAAAAUUAUACAAUUUAUAAUAAAUUUAGAAAACCUAAAUCGUAAAUCAUUUUUAAAAAUUUAGAAUGUAAAUCGACUACAUUGUUGCGUUUGUGUGCAGCUAUAGAUUUAUUACAGCGAUUAUUUGUAAAGACUGAAACUGAGUUGUAAAUAUAGCAACAAUUAUAUAAUUUAUCCCGUCCUUUUUAGAUCUUGCUCGUAAUGUGCACAAUAGUAAAAAAAUAACAAAUAAAGUUAGAAUUCAUAAAAUUAAAA
Monomorium pharaonis (pharaoh ant) is the source of this 4060-nucleotide messenger RNA. Its product is annotated as solute carrier family 46 member 3. NCBI's taxonomy places the organism in Eukaryota, Metazoa, Arthropoda, Insecta, Hymenoptera, Formicidae. Bases 1 to 1698 code for a protein of 565 amino acids. Gene Ontology annotation, biological process: transmembrane transport. Gene Ontology annotation, cellular component: membrane. The record is from RefSeq and is a predicted model, not a curated record. Gene Ontology annotation, molecular function: transmembrane transporter activity. The transcript has 6 exons.